Messenger RNA from Oncorhynchus nerka (sockeye salmon), 2260 nucleotides. RefSeq names its product peroxisomal carnitine O-octanoyltransferase-like. The record is from RefSeq and is a predicted model, not a curated record. Gene Ontology annotation, molecular function: carnitine O-octanoyltransferase activity. NCBI's taxonomy places the organism in Eukaryota, Metazoa, Chordata, Actinopteri, Salmoniformes, Salmonidae. Gene Ontology annotation, cellular component: peroxisome. Bases 380 to 2260 code for a protein of 626 amino acids. The transcript is spliced from 17 exons.
UAGAUGGGAUACAGCUUUUGUCAAAUUGGACUUUUCGUAGCAGGUUAGGAGAAUUUAGACAGCAUGUUAGGAUAAUUAACGUAGCACGUUAGGAUAAUUAGGUUAAGAUUUGGAAAAAGGUCAGAGUUGGUUAAAAUGACAAAAUAAAUACACUUUUGACAAAAGCUGUAGCCUUUCUAGCCAUGACCACUUACUGGGUGAAAGGUGAUGAGAAGCGCUGCAUACACCACGAGCGGAGCAACAACACAAACUACCGCAAGCGCCUUCCUCUAGUCUAGUCUAAACAAUUGCCGCAACAUUAUUUUUAUUUUGAAUGGACGAGCAAAAACAACUUUUCACAUAUCGGAAUUCGCAGAAUAUCACAAAAUUCUAAGGUGACAUGACCAACCAGGUGUCAGAGUUCCCCACUGAGCGGACGUUCCAGUACCAGCAUAGCCUGCCUCCUCUCCCUGUACCGUCUCUAGAGGGGAGCCUCGCCAAGUACCUGGAUGCAGUGCGGCCGUUUGCUACAGAGGAGGAGUACCAGGUGACUGCAGCCGUAGUGAAGAGGUUUGGAGAGGGCAUCGGCAAAGACCUGCACCAAAAACUACUGCAGAGAGCCAGGACACGCAGGAACUGGUUGGAGGACUGGUGGUUGGAUGCAGCCUAUCUGGAAUUGCGUUACCCCUCCCAGUUGAAUGUGAACUUCGGAGGUCCUGCACCCUACCUAGAGCACUGCUGGCCCCCUACAGAGGGAGUACAGCUACAGAGGACCAGCAUAAGCAUGUGGCACACUCUACAGUACUGGCACCUGCUUCGCACGGAGAGGCUGGACCCUCAUAAAGCUGGUAAUGUGGUGUUGGAUAUGGACCAGUUCAGAAUGCUGUUCUGUACAUGUAAAGUUCCUGGAGUCACCAAGGAUACCAUCAUCAACUACUUUAAGACAGAGAGCGAGGGUCCAUGCCCCUCCCACGUGGUGGUGAUGUGUAAGGGGCGUUUCUUCUCGUUUGAUGCAGUGUGUGACGGACACAUUCUUACCCCUCCAGAGCUGCUCAGGCAGCUGACCCAUGUGAAGCAGUGUUGUGAAGGGGAGCCAGCGGGAGAUGGUGUCGCCGCUCUCACCUCAGAGGAGAGGACACGCUGGGCUAAGGCCAGGGAGUAUCUGAUAGGUAUAGAUCCAGCCAAUAAGACCAUCUUAGAGACCAUCCAGAGCAGUCUGUUUGUGGUCUCACUGGACGAUGCUAAACCCUACGCUACUUCAGAGAACUACACACUGGUGACCCGGGAAGCGCUGACAGGAGACCCCACCAUCCGCUGGGGAGACAAGUCCUACAACUCCCUCUCCUUCGCCGACGGAACCUUCGGAUCCAAUUGUGACCAUGCCCCCUACGAUGCCAUGGUGCUGGUAACUCAGGGUUACUAUGUGGAUCAGCAGCUCAAAGCUACAGACGGCAAGUGGAAGGGCUCUGAGACGGUGCGGCCUAUGCCUCUUCCUGAAGAGUUGGUCUUCACUGUGGAUGACAGAGUCAGGAGUGACGUUGCACAUGCCAAGCAACAGUACUUUGAGACUACUCAGGACUUGCAGGUGGUGUGUUAUGCGUUCACCUCGUUUGGGAAAGCAGCCAUCAAACAGAGGAAGCUCCACCCAGACACCUUCAUACAACUGGCCCUUCAACUGGCUUAUUACAGACAGCAUGGGAGGUUAGGUAGUUGCUAUGAGACAGCGAUGACCAGAAGGUUCUACCACGGCAGGACUGAGACCAUGAGGCCCUGUACCCUGGAGGCACAGAACUGGUGCCAUACCAUGCUCCUCCCUGCAGCCAGCGCUGAGGCUAAGAGGAAAGCCCUGCUGCUGGCCUUCAACAAGCAUAACAAACUGAUGGCUGAGGCACAGAAUGGAAAAGGUUUUGACAGACAUCUCCUGGGCCUUUACCUGAUCGCCAAGGAGGAGGGACUUCCUAUGCCAGACCUUUUCACUGAUCCACUGUAUUCCAAGAGUGGCGGGGGCGGUAACUUUACCCUGUCCACCAGUCUGGUUGGCUACACCACAGUCCUGGGAGCGGUUGCUCCCAUGGUGCACCAUGGCUACGGGUUCUUCUACCGCAUCGGAGACGACAGGAUCGUGGCUUCCUGUACAGCGUGGAAGUCCAGUCGAGAGACAGAUGCAGAGACACUGUUCCAGAACCUGGUUACCUCCCUACAUGAGAUGAUGUACCACACAUCUAACACACACACCACACACUCAUCUGUCCCCAGAGAUCUGGUAGGUGGUUUUGAUUGA